Molecule: messenger RNA, 1200 nt
Organism: Trichoderma reesei QM6a
Lineage: Eukaryota; Fungi; Ascomycota; Sordariomycetes; Hypocreales; Hypocreaceae
Exons: 4
Coding region: 1-1200 (399 amino acids)
Biological process (GO): lipid metabolic process
Source: RefSeq, a predicted model, not a curated record
AUGGUUUCCACCUUUGACGGUAGCAUGACCCCUGGCUCAAAUCCACUCACACUCCCACACUCGCCGUCAUUUGCCUCUACAAUCGAGAAGGUCGAGAUUCCUCUCCUGGUUGAGCUCUUAUGGGUUCCAACGUUUCUCGUAAUUGCCAUCUUCCUGCAGAUCCCCCAACCGGGCCCUACCCGUGUUGCAUUGGGACUUGGAGUCUUCACCACCGUAUGGUCCUAUGCGCUUACGCACUGGGUCGCCCAUCCGUCGUUUCUUUUCAGUCCCAUGUUUGGCUUUGCGGUGACAGUGAGGUGGGUAUAUAUGAAUGUCUUCGAUACGGCAGAGGUCAGCUUUGUGCGGCUAGCUCAGGGGCAAGGUGUCAGAGAAUCACCGCUACAGUUCGGCUUCUGGAGAAAGGCCAAGUGGAGCGCCGACCUUUGGUUCUCCUGGCGUGGUGUUGGGUGGAACUGGGAGGUCUCGAGCAUCCCUCGUUCAGGAAGGGAGAUGACAACUCGAAAACGGUGGCUGGUGAUCGAGAUUGCAGCUGCCGUCGCAAACUUCGCCGCGCAAAAGGUCACGAUUGACCAUGUCUUUUGCCGCUAUUAUCCCCCCAGCAAUACCGUGGAAGCAUUUACCAGUCUCUCACUGGUCCAGCGUCUCUGGAUCAGCAUCAUCCAUCUAGCUUUAGGGUGGUUGUUUCUGGACAACGUCAACCGCAUCAUUGCCAUCGUUGCCGUUGCAGCUCGUCUCUCGCCCCCUGGAACCUGCCCUCCCAGCUUCGGUAGCUUAACAGACUGUUACACAGUCAGAAACUUCUGGGGCAAAACCUGGCAUCAAACAUUCAAAUGGAACUUCAACAGAACAGGCGAACUAGCCGCCAGAGGUAUCGGAGCCAAGAACGGGUCCUUGCUUCGAAGGUAUACAAAACUCCACAUUGCCUUCCUCAUGUCCGGAGUCCAGCAUUACAUUGCCACCUUGUUCGUCCCAUCCCCUGCUUGGGCGUGGGCUAUGUGUGGCCAGAUGGUCAUGUAUGCUAUUAUCAUUACGGUUGAGGAUGCGAUUAAAGCGCUGGGUGUGCACAUAGGCAUCAAGCCAAGCUUCCUGACAUAUCUUGCUGGUUAUCUUUGGUGCACCUUCUGGGUUCCCUUUGUGUAUCAGUUUGUAUUCAUCUACGAUAUUGAUGUCGGCUUCUUCAAUGGCAGCUGCCCUAUGUAG